Messenger RNA from Liolophura sinensis, 1029 nucleotides. Its product is annotated as defective chorion protein, FC106 isoform-like. The transcript has 2 exons. The record is from RefSeq and is a predicted model, not a curated record. The coding region runs from base 1 to 1029 and encodes 342 amino acids. Lineage: Eukaryota; Metazoa; Mollusca; Polyplacophora; Chitonida; Chitonidae.
AUGUUAGUACAAAAACCUGUGUUAGUAGAGAAUCCUAUGUUAAUACAGAAUCCUGUGUUAGUAGAGAAUCCUGUGUUAAUACAGAAUCCUAUGUUAAUACAGAAUCCUAUGUUAAUACAGAAUCCUGUGUUAGUACAGAAUCCUAUGUUAAUACAGAAUCCUAUGUUCGUACAGAACCCUGUGUUAAUACAGAAUCCCAUGUUUAUACAGAAUCCUGUGUUAAUACAGAAUCCUGUGUUAAUACAGAAUCUUGUGUUAGUACAGAGUCCUAUGUUAGUACAAAAACCUGUGUUAGUAGAGAAUCCUAUGUUAAUACAGAAUCCUGUGUUAGUAGAGAAUCCUGUGUUAAUACAGAAUCCUAUGUUAAUACAGAAUCCUAUGUUAAUACAGAAUCCUAUGUUAAUACAGAAUCCUGUGUUAGUACAGAAUCCUAUGUUAAUACAGAAUCCUAUGUUCGUACAGAACCCUGUGUUAAUACAGAAUCCCAUGUUUAUACAGAAUCCUGUGUUAAUACAGAAUCCUGUGUUAAUACAGAAUCCUGUGUUAAUACAGAAUCUUGUGUUAGUACAGAGUCCUAUGUUAGUACAAAAACCUGUGUUAGUAGAGAAUCCUAUGUUAAUACAGAAUCCUGUGUUAGUAGAGAAUCCUGUGUUAAUACAGAAUCCUAUGUUAAUACAGAAUCCUGUGUUAGUACAGAAUCCUAUGUUAAUACAGAAUCCUGUGUUAGUACAGAAUCCUAUGUUAAUACAGAAUCCUAUGUUAGUACAGAAUCCUGUGUUAGUACAGAAUCCUACGUUAGUACAGAAUCCUGUGUUAAUACAGAAUCCUAUGUUAAUACAGAAUCCUGUGUUAAUACAGAAUCCUAUGUUAAAUCCCAUGUUAAUACAGAAUCCUGUGUUAAUACAGAAUCCUGUGUUAAUACAGAAUCUUGUGUUAGUACAGAGUCCUAUGUUAGUACAAAAACCUGUGUUAAUACAGAAUCCUAUGUUAAUACAGAAUCCUGUGUUAGUAGAGAAUAUCGUGUUUUAA